Molecule: messenger RNA, 304 nt
Organism: Amoebophrya sp. A25
Lineage: Eukaryota; Dinophyceae; Syndiniales; Amoebophryaceae
Source: the annotation of a GenBank genome assembly
AUGAGGUACCGUCAUGUCCUCCCUGGUUCAAAAAUCGAUGUCAACAUAUAUGAAGGUAAAAAUCUUCAACAUAGCUUGUUUUUAGGAGCAUGGCGGCUAUCUUCAUCACGGUGCGGUUACGAGGAUCGACGUGCAACAGUAUUUUUCACUCGUCAUGAUCUGUACAACCUCGUCGCGACAACUUCCCACCGACAACAUUCACAUCUUCCAAAUGAUAGGCCUCCUGCUAUUAAUAAGUGGGAAUAUCUUCGGCAUCUGCACCGUAUUGUCGCGCAGCCGUUUGUUGCGCCACAGGUUACCUGAU